Eurytemora carolleeae is the source of this 1680-nucleotide messenger RNA. RefSeq names its product autophagy-related protein 11. The transcript is spliced from 5 exons. Bases 77 to 784 code for a protein of 235 amino acids. Lineage: Eukaryota; Metazoa; Arthropoda; Copepoda; Calanoida; Temoridae. The record is from RefSeq and is a predicted model, not a curated record.
UUGAAUACAAGAUUAAUUUUUAUCUCCAAUUUUAAGUUUGAUCUCCAUUUUGUUUAGGAAGGAGUUCUAGAUAAAAAUGUUAAGUUUUCUUGAGAUGGUUUGGUUUGCAGUUGGAGCUGGGUUUCUCUCCCUCCUCUACUUACUCAACUUUCCACGGGUUGGAAGGAGGGAGGCGGAUCAAAAUAUCAAGGAUUUAAUGAAUAACAACACAAAGAUACAGGGGAUACAAACCAACCCAACCAAGAUACAUAGGAUGGAUACACAGAUUGGGAGCAAAGUUAAAGGAAGUUCCAGCUCUUCCAGCUUAUCGAUAGAAGAUGAAAUGAAUGAGGACGGGACGGAUAGGACUGAUGAGAAUAAGGUUCUAAAAGAUAAGAUUAAAGAACUGGAGACAUCCUUGAAACUUCAUAAGCGUGAUCUGGCAUCUCUGAAGGAAGAAAAAUCCUUGAAAGUGGAGGAAUGUGAGAAAUGUUUAACUACGAGUUCGGAGCUAAAAACUCAUAAACUAAACCAAACCCAGCUGAGACAGCUGAAUCUAAACCUGGAGAAGAAAAUUGGAACCUUGAAGCUUGAGCUCUCAGAGCAGCAGGAGGAGAAUAGAAAACUAGAGAUCUUGCUCUCAGAGCAACAACAUAUAAUCAAGCUUGCUCUCGUCAGAAUAGUUCCACAAAAUGAUCAGAAAAUUACAUUUUGCCAGGAUCACAAGAGAACUCUGGCUGGGUUCGCAGAACGGAGCAAUUUGCAACAAUCUGCACAGAUUUCUGCACAUAAAUACCUGAACUAAAUUAAACAAGUAAUCUUUAAACCAGUUUUCUGUUGAAAAUUUUUAACAAAAACUACUUUUAGCUAUUCGACUUUGAUACCUUGUUUUUGUUGAUAUUACAAAAAGUCAUUAAAGAAGACUAUUUUUGUUUGUAAAAUUUACGUACUUUACCAAGUUUGAAAUAUUUUUAUUCGUUCUUUGCUUUUUAUACUUAUAAAUGAAGAUAUCACAAUUUUUUAAUUUUUGUAAACAAUUUGUGAAAAUACAAAACAAUAUUUGAUAUUCUUAGACACAGUAUAGUAGUUGAUGCCAAGCCUCAAUUCUGAACGGAUUUUCGUUGUUUGGACAUAAAUAAGAUUGAUAAAAAAUAAGAUUUUAUAUGAUUUAUUUGCAAAUUAAUGAGGCAACAAAAAUGGUAUCAAGUUUGUAAAAAAUAUUUUCAAGUUUUAGGUUUGAGAACUCCUCUGAUGCAUUUUAAUUUUUUUUUUACAGAUUUCAACCAUUUUUUUUUUUUUGGAGUCAUCAACACAGCUGACAUGUUCAAUCUAAUUUUGCAAACAAGAUAAAGAAAUAUUUUUUUUCAAACUAAAGUCUUUUGAUUUCCUGUACUUUAAACGUGAAAUAAUAUGCUACAAACAUGAUAAAAGAUUACUUUUUUCAAAUCUAAUUUUAAUGUCCAAAAAAAGCAACUGAUUUAGAAAUAAAGCUGGCCAUCAGCUUCUGGGUUGAGACACCCUGUACAUACACAAUUACAACAGGCAGUUCCUUAAACAGUUAUAAUUCUGAAAAAAUGUAAUAAACACUUUAGGAAACAAUAUUUGUACAUUUGUCUUUCCAUGCCAUCUAGCAAACUCAUUUUUACCCAUUUUUGUUGACUAAAAUGUUGUCAAUUUAAUCAAUAAAUAUCAGAAAAAUGU